This is a messenger RNA of Pocillopora meandrina, 17467 nucleotides long. The record is from the annotation of a GenBank genome assembly. Lineage: Eukaryota; Metazoa; Cnidaria; Anthozoa; Scleractinia; Pocilloporidae.
UUUCUACGGCAGAGAAGGGUGAUAUGGAAGAUAAAUGUUGAAGAGCGGCAAGGAAAAUGGCGAAGAGUCUGUUUAAUAAGGCUGUAGAAGACGCAGCAUUAAGUAUUUCUUUGCGUCAAGAUGGAUCCAGGAGUUUUAAAGGUACCCGACUGCAUAGAUUUUAUAGAUACAAGUCUAAUUUUGAAAACCAACUAUGGCUAUUGGUAGUCAAUCGAUGGUAAAGUCGAUUUUCAACAGCUGAAGAACCAUUUUGAUUUGCAUCUACUUUGUGAUAAUCUGAGUUUUACUUGAACAGCAAUAACCCUUAAGACCUCGCCAUGUUCUCUUAUGUAAACAGCAAAAUAAACAGGUCAGCAGAGCACAUCGAAUUCAAGUUACCGGAAGGAAAAGCCCUUAAUUCCUUUUUUGAAUACACUACAUCUAAGUUAUAGUUUAACUGGUUACUUGCUUUGAUGCUGCUGAACUCAAGCAUUAACUUGUGGGAAGAUUAUGUGCGACAAAGCGAACAUUUCAAAUGUGCAGAUUCCGCGAAUUAAAUGUAUUUGUUAAAAAAACGGUGACACUGUGGGAACAGAGUGGUUUGAGUGUCUCCAUCUCCCCAAAAAUUAAAACCUUGGAUUUAUAGCAUGGUAAUGUUUCCAUUUGCAAAUGUUAGAUACAAAUCUGAAUUAACCUUUUGAAUAUAAGAUGUAAAGUAUGUGUUUGUAAACAAAUUUAUGAAAUUGUUAGAUGUGAAUCAGAUUACGAGUACUUUAACUAGGAAAUGAUAAAGAACUCAGAAGGUAUUGGGUAUCGGAUUAUUCUUAGCAGGAUUCUUAGGCUAAUGAUUGAUAGCAUGAGUUAUUCAGUAUGUAAAUGUAGUAUGUUAUAAGUUUUAGUUGCACAUUGCAUUUCACCAUUCCUGUUGCCUUAUGUUGUCCCUAAGAGAGAUGACACUAGAUCUGCUGUGCCUGAGACUGACUUCUUAUUUGUUACAUAGCUUUAUAAGCAUUUCAGGAUGAGAAUCUGAUCUUCUCGUGUUAUUUUAAAAAAACUUAACUUUGAUGAACAUUUUAGGGACAUCUCAAAAUGACAUUGACCAUGAUUUUAAUUUUUUUUUCGUUGAUAAACACAACAUGAUUGCUGCUUUUCAAUGGUUAUGUAACUUUUUUCUAAAGAAAAAAGAGGAAAGAAAAAAUAUAUUAAAAAAAGAAAAAUAAAGACCUACAGUGUGUGGUCACUCUUUUUUUUUAAGAAUUUGAUAAGCCAGACAGGGGGCGUUCUUUUCGAGGACAACCAAGAGGCAGAAGCAGGGGCAGAGGGAGAGGAAGAGGUCGUAGUAGUAGCCACCAUAGAAGCGAUCCUCAUCCUAGGUCGCACUUAGCUGGUGAUGAUGAUGAUGACAUAGACAUGGAUGAAGGAAGCCAAAGAUCUCAUUCAAGAUAGUAAGUCAGAAUAGUAUUUUAUUUCCUCCUUUUAAACCAGUUUAAUAUCAAAAUAAACUUCUAUUUAGGGUAAAGUCUACUUUUAUAUAUUAAUACAAGGAUGACAGUUACCAUAUUUGCUUGAUUAAAUGGGAGCUGACAGAUAUUAAACGUUAAGGAUUUCUGGUGCAGCAAGUGGCCCUGCCAAGGGUCUAAAGCCAUAAAGUCACCUUUUCAAAAUUUACUAUAGAGUUGACUCCAGAUAUUGUGGACACUCUUUGAGAGGAGAUUUAGUGUCUAUAAUAGUGAGAGUCCAUAAUAGCAGGGUAGGAGAGAAAAAAAAUUGUUUUGCUUUUAAACAUAUGAAGUAAUAUGUAACUACUCAAACAUUAAGUUUCUAUUGUGGCCAUAAGCAGGAAAUUCUCAUGUGUGCCUUAAAUUGAAGAAUGGUUUCUUUGUUUUCUUUUAUCUUAGUGUUGCUUUAUAUCAUGUGAGUCAGGAUUUAGGACAAAGUAUUUAAGUGCCCGCUAUAGCGAGAGAAAAAAACAAGUGAAAUAUCACACUAGGGGGCAUGAAAGUGUUCAUAUUUCCACAAUAGUGAGUGUCUGUAAUAAUGGGAGUUUAUGCGUUAAGCCAGUGGAGCUGGCUCUUGUCCACAAUGGUGGGGUGUCUGUAAAAGCAAGGUGUGGGCAGGGAAAGAGUUGAGUGUAUACUGUAUUUUCUCCAUUUUCAUAAAUUUACAUUGCAUCACUUUUAUUGAUAUGAAUGUUUUUUUUUUUUUAAUGUAGCAACCCUUAUUCCAGAAGACCUCCAUCUCGUCGUGGUGACAGAGGAAGUAGUAGAGGUGAUAUAAAGUCUAGACUAGGGAGAGUCCCUGAUGGAGCCACAGGAAGUCAAGGAAAUAAGUCUGAUUGGUAUAAAGUUGUGGUAGGUAUUGAAAUAAUCUGUGUACAUUUACAACUACUUAUAUUUAUUUUGUUCCUUCCAUAAUUUGGUUUUGGAGAUCUUACUUGAAAAUUGGCCUCCAUAUAUUCCAUUGGUAUAACCUUGAUUUAUAAUGGUAAUAGAACUGAGUGGACUCCAAUUCAUGAUGGUAAUAGGACUAAGUGGAGUCCAAGUUCAGUCUGUAAUCAUACAAGUGAUUAACAAAAUGGAUGACUGGGAAGUGGGAGUCCAAUUUGUUAAUCACGAGUAUGAUUACAGAUAGAAUUGGACAACACAAAGUCCUGUUACCAAUUAAUCAAAACUAUGACAGAAUUUGAUAAAGAAACUAGACAUUGGUUAUAUGUUUUCAUAAAAAAAAAAUCAGUUAACUUGGUGAAAUGCGAGACAACAGUGCAUACACAUGUUGUGUUGUGUCAACUUACACAGGCAUGAUGUGUUAACUGUUCCUUUAGCUGUCCUAUUACACUAUCCAAUUACAAGUGUGACACGUACACUGUCCUAUUAGUGCUCAAAUCAGGCUGGUGAUAACCAAUCAUGUUCGAGAAUUUGUUAUAGUUUUGAUUGUGUUUGUAAUCAUACAAGUAAUCAAUCAAGAGUAUGAUUAUAGACAGAAUUGGACAACUUUUGCGUUGAAAUUUCUGUCAAGGUGUAUAAUUUUUUUAUUGCUAUAUUUCUUCCUUUAUAUAAUUUUUCUUUUGUAUUCUAUUCAAUGUAACUUGCCUAUAGAUACCACAGGGGAAAAAACACGACAAAGAAUGGCUUAUUAAGAGACUGCAGAACACAUGUGAAGAGGCCUUCCAACCAGUUAGUGUAAGUGACUGUCAGUGAAUACUUCCUCAUUGCCAAGUGAAUAGUGCUUUGCUAGCUGUAUGAUUGAUGAUCCCAAAGGGCAUGAGACAUAGUACUAUUUAACUCUAAGGAGCCAAAGGGACACAAAAUUACUUCCUGUUUCAUUUCAGCUUUGGUAGGCAGUGUUCUCCUUUUCAGGCAGUAACCAGUUACAUUUACCACCUGUAGUACCUCUUAUUACUGUUUAAAAUUGCUUGGAAUUCUUGAAAAUUCAACAGGUAAAAGGAUUGAUUUACAGGUUUGAAAAUUUAUUUUACCUAUCAUGCUUAAAAUAAGGGAGAACACUAGGUAGGGCAAAAUGUUUCUCAAACAACCAAACUUUUCAAAAGAUACAUGCAGGUGUAUGUGUAGGAUUUUUCAGGUAAAAAAUGGCAGGUGAAUAAUAAUAUUUUCCUCUGGUUGUAAUUUUAUUAUGACUCAGGCAGCUGUACUCUGAUUGCAUUUCUUCACUUUUGCUGGUGAGACCUGCCAGUAAUUGAGAUUGUUUUCAAUAGCUUUGGAAAAACAUUGUUUUUAUAGUUCCAUUCAUUCAAGGGAGAGUCUUCAGCCUUCUUUGUUGAGGGAAGUAAAGUUGCAGAAGCAUUGAAAAGAGUUAGUCAUAAGAUAACUGUCAAGGAUGGGACAAAGGUAAUUAAAGCUACUGUGUGUUAUGUACAGUACUGCUCAAGAGUAAGUUGACGAUCUUGACUCAAAACUCAAUCUUUGAUCCUCAGCAUGAUCAAGGAUUGAGAAGCGAGGAUUACAAUUCUUGCAUGCAAAAUGAUAGAGAAGAACAAAGCAUUUGAUGUGCAGCUUCUCUUUAGUCACACAGACCUCUUGCACAUAUGUAAAUAUUUUCAUAAAACAUGAGACUCAAAAAUUGGGUCUUCACUUCUAUAACUCAUACUUACCCCUUUCACUUCAGGAAGUUGUCAAAAAGUAACUUCUUUCAUAUGUAACAGUACUGAUACAUUUUUAUGCAGAAAGAUAACAAAAAGAAAGAAAACUGUCACACAGGGAAUAUUGGUUCAUUUAACACCAAAAUAAUUCUUGGAGCUAAAAUUACCUAAAGAAAUUCAGAGAAUCGAUACAGUUUGUAGACCUUUAACCCUUUACACCCUAACGUCAGUAUGCAUAUUCUCCAUACUGUUCUCUACACAUUUCCUAAGUUGCUGACAAGGAGAACUUGUUCAACAAUCAAUAGCUUCUUUAGUUGGUGAUCAUUUCCUUUAUUUUGGUGACCUCAAUGUGUGACUCAGGGGUGAUAUUGUAGGGAGAAAGCAGAUGUGAGUCAUACUUAGGGGUUAAAGGGUUAAAGUGAAAAGGUUAACAUCAAAGCAUCUGUUAACAGGCAUCUCUUUAAACACUGAUCAUUAAUGAACUUAGGGUGUAAGUUUCUUAAGAAACUGGUGCUGCUUCAGUGGGAGAGUAUAACCUUUUGCCCUGACAAAGGGCUAACACUGGAAACAUCAGCCUUUAAACUCUUUACAGUGGCCAAUUUAUAUUUUCAACUCAGUUGAUAGCACUAAAUUACCCCAUUAAAGAACUAGUUAUGUCUGGUCACUGAUGUGGUGUUUUUUAGCAAUAUUUCCCUCCUUGAGUUGGUAGAAUAUUCUGCAACCAGUGUAUACAUGUACAUAUAUUUACUAGCAGUCAGUUUCAUAUUAUCAAGUGUCUGACUGUACGUUGUCCAUAAUGACAUUCCUUAAUCAUAAAAAUUACAAUUUCCUCAUUUGUGAUGGGUUUAAAAAACUCCUCUUUUCCACUAAUUUACUUGCUAAGUUGUUAUUAGUUCAAUAAGCCAAUCACAUUCAAAGUUGUAGUUUAAAUCAACCAAUCACAACCACUAAACAAUUUAUGUCACCUUUGUUAGUCUUUUAAUGCAAAUUUUCCCUUUCUUUCAUGACCUGGCUAUUCUUCUUUUUGCAGAAAUUAUAAUUUUUAUAUUUAAUUGGUAAUCAUGAUAAACAGAUCAGACCUCCACUGCGUGGGUGUCCGAUUUUGUUAUCACUUGUAUAAUUACAGACUGAAUUGGACUCCACUAAGUUAUAUUACCAUUACCGUCAGACCACUGUUAACCAGCUAAAAGCAUCAUAUGAGAACCAUCCACCAAAUGAUACCUCUACGUUCAAACCAUUUUCUGUUGUCUGUUUAUCACAUGUAGCUGAUAGUAAGUGUGCGUCCUAGUGCUCCACCCCAAAACCAAACCAGUAAUUUUCCUGUUCGUGAAGUUCAUGAUGGCAGCAGCAGAGGAAGUGAUUCAUUAGAGGAUGGCACAAAACAAGUAUUGAAGGUGAGUAAUUUAUGCAUAAUUAUAGUUUGUAUUCAUCCUCAUCAUCACCAUCAUCAUUAAAUUGUCGGCAUUAUGUUCAUUAUUGCGUUCUCUGUCAUUGUUUAAAUUGACAAUUCUUUCAUGAGCAACACUUCAAAUUGAACUCCUUUCUUGUCUAUCAUGUUUGGAAGUAAUACACAGUGAUUGUACAUAUAGGUGUUGCACAAUGGAAUUCCCAAUGGCUUUAUUGGCAUAGUUGUCAGUUGACCAAAAUAGGUUGCAAGCUUUCAAAGCUUUCCUGUAAGAGACGAAUAAUCCUGAUGAAAAAUUUGCCCACAAAAAUGAGAAAAGUAAACUAUGGAAAUAUAAGAUAGUUUAAUUAGAAACACUACCUAUAAAUCCCUUGGGUAUCAUUGUUCAUGGUUCAUAAAUUUUAUGGGUCAACAUUAUUUGCACUUGAAGGUUUGAUAAUCUGGUGACCAAGAACACACAGUUGAUACACUGUCAGGUGCUGCAAUGUUAUUUAAAGUGGGACAAUGGAAUUAAUCUUAAGAGACUGAUUAGCAACCUUAGUCAGUAACAAAUUCAUUCCUAAGUUCAAUUAUUAAGUCUCUAAUAGCUGAAUUGUCUUCUCUUUCACUGUUUCAUACAAUGUAGGAUUGUCUCAGUAAACGUUAUGAUAUUACAACAAAAGCACUUGACCUCUCUGAUUUGUUUCAUGAUGAAGGUAUGUUACACUUGUACUUCUGUGACUGUAUGCCAGUUAUGUCUUAUCUAAAGAGUUGCAUGGAAAAAUACUGUAAAUGACAUCUGACUUUUUCUGAUUCUCCUUCCAAACAUCUUGUAAUUCUUUGUAAAACACUAGGAGAAUGAAAUGUUGCAUCAAAAGUUAGGGUUUUUUUUUAAAUACAGCUAAAGUCCUAGCCUCACCUUAUUUGUUCUAAGUUGUUACUUGUAGCUACAUGUGUUUUGAAAUGCCCUGUUAUUUCCCCUGCCAUAGUGAAAAAUAAAUGCAUUAGAGGAAGUUCAGUUGUACUGAGUGUGCAGAAAGUUUAGGUUUAAUGCAUAUUAUUUGCAGUUUUUAAUUUGAAUUACACAAGCACUGAUGGAUUUGAUGCAAACCUAAAACAGAAAUUUCAUGAUUGUACAUGGACAAGAUUGUGGAGUGAAUUUUUUCCAUUUUAAAAAGUUUCUUCAUGCUUAUCUAUUCCAAAUUUCUUACAAAAUCAUUUGGUCACCUGCACUGUAUAGCUAUUGUGUUUUAAUGCAUAGCAUUAGGAUAACUUUGCACACACAAAUCUUUAUUAUCUUGUUUACCCACUAUGUCGUUCAGCAUUUUUUCAAACCUUCUUUAGCUUUUGUAGUGCUUGGCAAAAAAUGCUUUAUUCAUGGUUAGUAAUGUAUGAUAGCUGCCUUCUUCAAUUUUUGUAAAUUCUCCUACAAAGGAUGUGUAAGAAAUGUAAAACAGCAGUCUCAUAUAAUUAUGUAUAAUCAUGGCAGUUAUGUUUAUUUUACUUCUAACAGUGCUGAAAUUAAAUAAUAUACAAGGAAUACUGGCAAGAUAUUGGCUGGCAUCAGGAAUUGUGAAAAUUAUUGGAGAGAACUGCCCUGAGGUGAUUAUUCAAAAUUUAUCAGUUUAUUAGAUACACAAUGAACUAGAUUGAAGGGCAGGUUCUGGAAAGUUGAGGAGAGUGAAAAAUCCUCUAGGUGAGAUAAGCAAAACUAGGGUUCUACGCUAGUAUGGCAUGUGAAAUGUCUGUCUUGUGAAACUGCUCGCUUAGAAAGCAAAUUGGUUCUUUGGGGUCAGUUGAGCCCUGGUUUAGAGACAGAAGAAAUAGGGUAUGAUUCAAUUUCCGUUGUAUUCAUUUGUGGUUAUUUAUGUUAAGUGAGCAAUCCCCAAUCAUCAUAGAUGUAUGUCAACAGAAGAGUUUGGAGAUUGUGCAUUUAAUCAGCAAAGUAAUGAAGUAAAUAAAGUUACAUCACCAUCACCAUUUGUUUACCUCUGUAAAUAUUUCCCAUGUCAUUCGUUCAAUGUAGGUUCAGUCACUUGACCUAAGUAACAAUCGACUGAAGAGCUUGGAUGGCUUUAAGGACCUUGGGAAGGAAACAUCAAACUUAAAGCACAUCAAGAUCUCCAAUAAUCAAGUCAGUUGCAUUAUUCUUAAGGGGUUUGUAACCAUCACCUCUUCAAUUAUUAUGUUUGUGUGAUCUUGAAUACAUGUAGAUAAUGUGCUUUCUCUUUUUAUCCCUGGUUCAGCAAAAGAACUAUGCGGAAAGUCACAGAAACUCUGGCUUAAUUUAUUCUUUGUUUGAAAAUUUUUCAAACAAAUUUUAUUUUUAAUAUCCUUUUCCUUUUUUCAUGUUUAUUGUAAUUUGAAACAAGGAAUUCUGAAUCUAACUGGCUUGAGAAAUUUAAAACCAAGAAAAAUGUAUAAGUUACAUCAAAAAAAAAAUUAUCCAAAAAUACCUUGUUUCUGUGAUUGUGCAAAAGCCAUUUGCAGAAAAUAUCUUAACAACCUUCUCUCAUUUUUCUGUGUGUUAAUGGUUUAGAAGCUGUUUAAAUAUCAAUUAAAGAGUUAGAACACAUUUAUACCAUAAUUUAGAACCAAAUCUUAUCCCCUUGUGCAAGCUUUUUGAAUUCAGUUGACAAAUUUAACCUUAAUUUGUCCAAUUGCACUCAGAGGUGGAAAGUGCUACAUGUUACAUUGUAUAACUAGUAUUUAUUUACAGUUUUUAAAUUAUUUUAGCUGAGAGCUGUAGAAGAACUGGACAAGAUAAAGUCCUUGAGUCAGCUUCAAACCAUUUCACUUGAUGGAAAUCCUCUUUGUGAUAUAUUUCAAGACAAACAAAAUUCAUAUAUCAGGUAUGUCUUGCUAGUCUAUCAGCUUCAACUAGAAUGUUAUUUUUGUUAACCAUUUUUUGAUUUUCUGUUGCCAAAUGGCCACUUUGACAAACCUUGUGUUUGGAGCAAUGCAUAGUAAAUUUCCUACCUCUUGAAAAUUUACUUGUGUUAAGUGUUCAAUUCACAUGGAACUGGGCUUACUGUAUGAAAUUUGAGAUCACUGUAAUUUUUAACUCAACAAAGUUUUAUUCAAUAAGUGUAAAGUCCAUCCUUCCGCUAACACUCUACAUGUAGCUCUAGGGUCAGCAAGCAAACCCAGCCUUUCCUUCUCAUGGGAUUAUUCCAUAAAAAGCUUUCAUUGAUUAUUAUCAGUUAAUAUCAGUGUAACAGUACAUUUGCUGUGUUGUAUUUAGUGCUAUCAGAAGCAGGUUUCCUAAAGUAACCACUCUGGUAAGGGAUAUGUUUUUUUUUUUACUCACUGUAUGUUCAAAUGAUUACUAUCUUUUAGUUUUGUUCAAAUUUAAUUGCAAUGCCUGUGGAAAAUUACUUUGUUUUGAUAUAUAUUUAAAAAAAAUCCCAAUUAUCUUCAAUUGCUAAUUAAGAAGAUUAAGCAAAUGAUUGCUUGUUACAAAAUACCAAACAAUAGCUAUACACUGAAUAAAGCCAACAGUUUUAUUUGACAUUGCAAAAGUUAUUUACUCCUUGGGUAAAAUUUGGUUUUCAUUUACCUCUGUUUACAUGUAAUUUCUUUGCCAUUCUUGGUAAUGUAAGCAUGGUUUUUCUUGUGUAACUAUGGGAUUUUGUCUACCUGGUAAUGUAUCUUGUGCAACUGUAGUGGGAGGGGGGGGGGGUGUGAACGGAGUUGAAAAAAAUCUUUCACUAAAAUAGCCCCUAUGGUGUUAUUAUCAGGAUGGUCAUGAACUUCCUCCACCAAUAGGAUUUGACCUACCUUCUGAAGAAUCUCUCCCUGCUUCGAAGGUACUUUGUUGUUAUAUACAUCGCAUGUGUUUUUUUUGUUGUUGUAAAACUAACAACUGAUUUAAGUAAACUUGUUGAGCUAUGGCUGUGCAUGUAGUUGCUUGGUCCCACUGAUUCUGUCUUUGUCUUAUUUGUCACAAUGUAUAUGUGUGUGGUGAUUGUGAAUGAGUGAUUGUUUUUCUAGCUGCCAUCUUUAACCCUUUCAUUUCAUAAAUCGGACCUGUCCAGUAAUUAUCAAUUUUAUUGUUUGAUUCAUUUGAUUUUUAGGAAAGUUAUUUUGGUGAUCUGGCAGUUAAAGAAAUGGUGCUAAAAUUCAUAGAGCAGUAUGUAGCUCAUCUUUUUAUGUAUAGCCAGAAAAUUUAGAUUGUGGUCUCUAUCUUAAACAUGGCAACCAUAUUGCAACAGUACAAAGAGCUGAAGCCUUUGGAGACAUAAAAGCAAGCUCUUGAAAGUGAAAAUUCAGGGCAACAUUUGUAUUUUAUGCAAGUGUUUUGGGGUUUUGAGGUUUUGACAUAUCCCAGUGAAAUGGUAAGGGACGUGGACACACACACACACACAAAGGGCUAAAAAUGUGGCGGAAUGAUCCAGCAGAAAGGCUCUUCAAUGAAAUAUAUCUGAUCAACAACCAAAAAAAUUACUCAACACUAAAUUGUUGUGUAAAUUUCAAUCUAGCUGCUAUUCCAAAGUAAGGCCAUUUGAAUAAAUAUCUUCUUCAUUCAAUAGUUUUUCAGUUCAGCUUUUCAAAGGAAUUCCCUAAGAGAUAGUAAAAUUGGAUUUGACCAAUAAGCAUGUAAAAAAGUGAUAUAAUUUGAUUCAUGUACCUCUGGCAAAAAUAGAAAAUCAUCAUUUCUCCAUUAAAAGUUCAAGUUCACCAUUAAAAGUCCAGGUAAAACUUUCCACUGUAAACAAAGCUAUCAAACUAAAGGUAACAGAGGAGAAUGGCAGCAACAAUUACCCUCACUUGCUUUUUUUUUAUCUGUAACAAUGAAGGAAUUACCUAAGAUCUGUUUUAUCACAGAAUUUGGCAUCUUGCUUAUGGGUGAUGGCAGUGAUGGUAUUUGACAGCAUUUCCCUUGACACUUCUUCCCUUUCCUUGUGCAGUGUUGUUGUCAGUUAUUCCUCUUGAGUCUCUACCACACAGCAGUUCUAAAUAAGGUUUUCCUCCUGUUGACAAGAACUGCUUCACCAUUUUGAACACAUCAUAUCUUCUGUUGAGUGUUCUUAAACUGGAGUACCUUCUCAGCUAAGGCUCAGAGUGUAUUUGCUCUGCUUGAAAGAGAUUCAUUUUGGCUGGGUCAGACGAAGCAUGUGAUGGGGUGGUACAGGCAGAUUUGUACUAAACUCCAGCUGGUCUGUUUAAACCCAUGACAUGGACAGAGCAGACUCAAUGAAUCAGUUUGCCUCUAUUAGUGUCCGUGUCUUUCAAAAACAUAUAACUGUGGUACAUUACAGAGAUGCUAUCCACAAGUGUUCAUUAUAUGAACUGGUCAACAAUUACAAGGCACCUAUACCUUCCAGAGUUUUAACCAUUGGCUGCAAAUAUCAGUUUCUGCUGUGCAUGUUGAUUCUGUCACUGCCAUCAACAAAUGCAAUUUCACAGCAACCUGUGUUAUCUGUUAAAGACAUUAUUCCAAAUUAUGCGUCAUGACAUAAAUUGUAACUGUAUUCUCUUUUGGUACCAAUGAUGGCCUUGAUUUGACUAAUCACCUCAAUGGUUAUUUCUUAACCAAAAGUAUAGAAAAACAGAGAAUAUGCAUUCCACUUCUUUCAGGUGGCUGUUCAGAGUUUUUAAGUGAAAGACACUCUACAUAAUUAUUUGAAGUUUUUGAGUUCUUCAAGAGCCCAAUCAAAACUUUGAUUUGAGUAUUCACUGGUUUAAUGUAUUCUGGCUAUUGUGAGUGCUGGGUAAUCAAUUAAAACUCUCAGGUAAACUGCCAUUUAAGGAAUAUUAUCGCAGAAAAUUAAGCCCCGACUAGUAUUUUACUUUCUACUUUUUUCAAAAUUGAGUUUGGCUGGGAGUAUUAAUUUGCCAUUCAUCAUCCUGAUGUUAAAACAUGAGAUGUUUUGAGUAUUCUUUGAUGUUCAAGGUGGUGCCCCAGUCUGGCGCAAUCUACCGGGCGCAACUUUAUUUCUCCUUUUUAGAUAUUUUAAGAUUUAUGACACAGACAACAGACAAGGCCUUCUUCAAGCUUACCAUGAUCAGGUAAUGGAUUGUAAGAAAUAUCCAGUGAUUAUGACUUGACAUGUCUUUCAGUCGUAGCUAAAGGGGUAGCUCAGAGAGGCGAACAUGUUGCUUGUCCCUCUUACCCAGUUUCUCUUCGCCAGUUCCUCUUACCCAGUUCCUCUUACCUAGUUCCUCUUACCCAGUUCCUCUUACCCAGUUCCUCUUACCCAGUCCCUCUUAAGCAGUUCCUCUUACCCAGCGAAAAAAGAUAAUCAUCCCACUGCCUCGUGAACCCUGAAAGCGAGGCGUGCUGGGAAAAAAAAUUUCUCGCUGAUUGCUAUUAACUUGCGACACGAUUUCGCCAAGAAAAAGGAACUGCUCGUAAUCUACCAAAAUCGUGCAAAUGCCCCGGAUGAGAGUGAAGAAUUUCUCGUGCCCCAUGCUUGAGAGAAGGCUAGUAAUCUUCUUGUAACGACACUGAUUUCGUUGAAAUUAAGAGUGCUGACAAUUUGGUUUUUUGCAGGCAAUAUUUUCCAUGUGUGUCAAUACAGAAGCAUUAGGGAAGGAUCGCGGUGGUCAAAGGUCAGUGUGUUAGUUUAGUGAACAACAGCUGUAUUCAAAUCUUCCUUAAUGAAUAGGUCAAGUUACAGCUGUAUGUUGAAACUCAAUUAAAGAAUCAUCUGCUGUAGUUGUGUCAUCAAUUGGAGUCUUUUGUGCAUGUCAAAUUUGUUUUGUCUCUUGAUCAGGGCCCCUUCACUUGGCGACUACUUGAAGUACAGCCGAAACUUGAAAAGAGUCACUGACCCAGGUAAUGUUAACAAUUGCUAAAAAGUUGUUACGUUUGUACAAUCACAGUAAAAACAUUCCAUAAGGAAAGCUAUAUUUUUCGAUCACCCUGCUGCAAAUCUCCAGGAUAGCUAUUUGGAAAUCACAUUUUAUCCUGGCCUUAGGUACAAUGGAAUUAUUUAGUUUCAUUAACUGAGUUGAUAGUACGGCAUAUGGUUUGAUAAUGUUAAUUGGCCACCGUAGAAAGUUUUUAAAGCUGAUUUUUCGAGCGUUAGCACUUCAUCACAGCGAAUGACAUGGUAGGUUCCAGAGGGGAGGUGUUUUGGACAGCCAUUUGCUAACUUAACCUGCCUAGCAGUCACUUCCGUUUCCUUCUAGCCAAUGAGAGUCACGCCAGAAGAGGACCUGAGGUAAAAAGAGCAAACAAACAACACGCCAUUGCGAAGCUCCCAUAUGGCUGAGAGGAAACGGAUAUGACUUGUACAGGCUGCAGAGCUGACGUGAUAUACUUUUGUUUCUUUUUCAAAGAUUUGUGAGCGAGUAACGUCCCGAUGUUUUGAGCUGUUUGUUUGUUUCUUCUUUUGUCCCUUAAAACGGGCUUGGGGGUUUAAAAACGGCAUAGAGUUAAGGAAAAAGCCAAAGGGAACAAGCACGGUUUAGGAUCUUCUUAGUUGCCCAAGCGUUCUAAGUUGUGAUAACAUGGCAACGUCGUGUUUGCUUUGAAUGAAAAAAUUAGCUUCAACCUGAGGACGCGUGUAAUAGCGAGCAAAUCGUCGCACUCAAUAAUUUUGUUGUGACGCUGUUUUGUGAGACACAAUUGUUCAUUUAAAAAAACGUUCAUUUAACAAUGGACUUUGUUUGCAGAGCGUCGAAGCAGUUUUUUGAAGCACUCAAAACUCUCUGUUGUUGCAUUUUUGAAUGAGCUGCCCAGCACAAAGCAUGAUUUGUCAAGUUUUACUGUCGAUGUUAGUCUGGCCUUGGUAAGUUAUUGCACCGAAUUACUGUUUGUAACAAUCUACUGUAGCUUAGUCUUAUCUAUGAUUGUUUUGUAUUUUUGAGUAAUUUCCUGUACUGAGUUGUUCUCGUUCAGCAAGCCUCACGGGUAUUUUGCCUUAGUGAAUCCUGGCAUUGAUUCUUAUUAAUUGACUCCUUACUUCGCUUUUAGAGACCAGCAGAUUUAACUUUAGCCCUGAUUAAAUGCUAUGUUUUUCAUCUAGCCUUCCUGCUUGUCCUUUGCGGUCAGAGGAUUGUUCUUAGAGAGUAAGUAAGCUAUCUUAGUUUUAUUUCCCUGGACAGGGCUCCGGUGGGGCACAAGGAAAAUAACUGGGAAUGGGGAGAAGGAAAAUGGACAUCUGUUCACCGUCCCAGUCCACCGCUUUUUGUCGCUUUUAUUCUGUUCCCGCUCUCCAUUCGUUUCCCGCCCAUUCGCCCUCAUCUCAAUGAUAAACUUAGUCUCAACCUACCCUAACUGUUUUUUAAUUUGGUGAUGUACUAGCAAAGUCAAUGUGCUACGUUGCAUCAAAAGCAUCGAACAACAUGCCCCAAAACAAAACAGAAAUACAAUGUCUCGCGUUAGAGCGCUUUUCAGUGAGACGUAUGCACACUGUAUUUCACGCUGCCGUCAAUCAUGUCGCGAUCCUCUCUAGAAAAUAACUGUUACUCCUCGCACAGUCCAAAAGGGUUCAUUUUUGGUUCAUUUUGUUUUAUAUUCGUAUUCGGUAUUCCUUACGAUAAUGGUUGAAGGCAGCUCAAAACGCAGCCCUAGAGCUGUUGUGUUAUUGAAAAAAGCAGUAAAAUGAGAUUUAUUCGGGAAGAGGUUUCUUUGUGCCGAGCAUAAAACAAAACGAACAUAGGAGUCAUUUUCUUGGCAUGUAUUUGGUAUCCGUUCUAAACCGUCAAGCAUACAUACAGCUAAAAACUCCGCUAAUGUUCACCAUAAACUUACUGGUAGUGUCUUCAUCCGUCGAUUUGACUUGAGUUAAAUUUAACUGAAUGUUUUGAUAUUUCAACAGACUCUAAAACAUUGAGGUCUUUUACAAGAGUAUUUAUCGCUGUUCCUGCUGCUGGUGGAAGCGCGUAAGUAAAGUUCAAAGUGCAACUGAGUAUCAAUAGUGUUGUAUAGAGUUAGCAGUGAGAAGCUCGCUUGGUGUGGAAUAUUUUGACUUAAUAUGGUCCUAAGUUAAUGAAGAGCUUGAUCUUACAAACAGCAGGGCUUGGAACAUGAGUUACGUACGAGAAUAAUAUGCAAUAUUCCUCUGUCUAAUGAAAUGGUACUAUUGUCUAUUAUAGGGUGGGGUAAUUGUAUUGUAUUCAACUGGACUCAUUAUUAUUUAUUGCGAAACAGCACAGUAACAGAGCAGCAAUCAACGAAGAAAGAGGCUUGUAGAAAAUACUUUUGUUCUCUAAUUUGUGGUUGUGAACCUAUGUAAAGUGGACACGAAACUUCCUCAUAGUACCCGAACUGAAAAGAAAUUUUACCCCUACAGUUAAAAGCAAUCCCUUAAAACUGCUGCAAAUUUUCAGUACUUAGUUAUUUAUUAGCUAAAAGUUUCUAAUCAGUAGUUUUUAUAUAUUUUAGGUUGAGUAUAAUUAAUGAUGAGCUGCAUAUUAGCCACGCUUCGCCUUCUCAAUUGCAGGUAAGCAAAUGCAUGUAACUGUUAAAAAGAAACUAAGAAAAUUUAACGCCAAUCAAUCUGUAAGUCCCGAGAUUUUAAUCAUGCUUGGACGACAAGCGCUCUGGUUCGUUUCAUCUCAUACUCAUCGCUAAACGACCAAAGAUUGCUUUACCUUUAGGUUGUAAAUUAACUCUUUUCACCGCUCCAGGGUGCGGCUGUUGAAAGUACGAUUGCCACCAACAGCACUGAAACGUUACAAGUCAGUUCAGCUGUUCUUGGUUUGACAUCAGCAACUACACAGGUAAAAAAAAUCGCUUUCUUGAUGAUGUGGGAAGAGACGUUUUGGGAUAUGGCAUUGCUUGUCUCCGUUUUCCUUCCCCUCGUUAAGUUUUUUUUUCCGCGAAGAUAGAUGGUAUGCUCUUGUCGCAGAUAGCGAGAAGCCAUAUCUACAAAUCUUUAUCCUGGUUAACUGAUGACAAAAAACCAAUUCUAGUCCCGUGUUCAUGUUUUAACUUAAACUUUCAUUUAUGUGUCAUGUUAUCGCAGCUACGAAUCGCUGCUUGGUCUGCCAUUUUUGGUAAUCACUCGACGUUUUUUAGUAAGUUACUGAUGCUUUACACGCUCCAGUAAUCUAUACUUUAUUUGUAGUUCCCUCCUUAAUGUGAAUCGGAUAUAACUUUGUUUGGCGAAAGAGGUUCUCAAGGACGUCAUGUUGAUACAAUUCGCUACUAGCUGAAUUCUUGUCGCGCUAAUUCAGGGGAAAGUCAUUUUGGCAACUUAAAAUCAACUCCAGACUGUGUGCGAGACAGCUUCUUAAAUUUCUCACCCGCCGGUUUGCUUCCUGUUUAAAGUAUCUUUAAUAAUACUUUUCUUAAAUCGAAAUAGACAACUUUCUAAAAAUCAGUGAACUGGAAUUCGUUUUGCAGCAGCAGCAGCAGAUGAUUCUCCAGUUUGCAGAGCGGUCGACAAUGAACGUUGAGUGGUCAUACAAGUGAGUAGCAUCAGAAAAAGCGUUGUUCCUCAAAGCUGUUAGUAUACCCACGAUAAUGACCAUUGCUAAAUCUGAUAUAACAUUAUAAGCCUAGUUGUCCUUAACUAGUACUCAAGCAAAUGUCUGUCAGCUAUAAGGGAAAACCUGUUACUCUGAAUGUAUGCUAGUACCCUUUUGCUGAUGGUUUUUAUUGCCUCGUAGGUGCCUGUCUGAAAAUAAUUGGAACUUCGAGAAAGCCGCAAUGGCGUUUUCUUCAUUAAAGGUACAGUCGAUUUCUGUUAAAUUUAGCCUCGCACAGGAUCAUUUCUCCUUUGAUUUCCUUCAUAUAGUUUUUUGUAAUUUUACACUCAAAAUACUCCAGCUGCAGUUAACUCGUUGGGCAUCAUCGUUACAUUUUGACAAAAAUAUAAUAAACAAAAACUGAUCAGAAAUUAUUGAAAAGAUGCGCCAAUCACAGCCGUGGAAUUCCAUCUAAUCACAGCUGAACACAACAGUUUAUAGGUGACGCAACUCAGUUGACCUCAUCGCCAGAAGAAAACUAGCAGUAUGCAGUAGAAACGUUACGAUCCACAUCCGAAGUGACCACAUCGUGAGACAAACGAGUGUACUCCUCUUUUAAAAGUGUUAUUCUCCACGAUGACAAACCACAACUUAUUUUACGAUAUAAAUUCUUUUGUAUUUCAAAUAGUGCAGAAGCCUCGUAGAUUUUAUGUUCUUCACCACAAACUACUUCUUUUCCGUUUUAGGAGAGCGAGAGGAUUCCGCCUGAAACUUUUGUAGAAUAACUCCAGGCAAAAAAUGCAAUGCAAAAUGCAAAAUGCAAAAUUUUUAUUAAGGAAAAAAAAAAAGGAACAAAAACUGAUCCGAAAAUUAUUGCGAAGAUGCGCCAAUCACAGCCGUGGAAUUCCAUCUAAUCACAGCUGAGCACAACAGUUCAUAGGUGACGCGUACUCAGUCGACCUCAUCGCCAGAAGGAGACUAGCAGUAUGCAGUAGAAACGUUAUGAUCCAAAUCCGAAGUGACCACAUCGUGAGACAUACGAGUGCACUCCACUUUUAAAAGUGUUAUUUAAUUACCACGAUGACAAACCACAACUUAUUUUACGAUAUAAAUUCUAUUGUAUUUUAAAUAGUGCAGAAGCCUCGUAUAUUUUAUGUUCUUCACCACACACUAUUUCUUUUCCGUUUCAGGAGAGUGGUAGGAUUCCGCCUGAAGCUUUUGUAAAAUAACUCCAGGCAAAAUUCAAAGCUGGAUUUAGAUUUUUCAUUUCAUCCAACAGUUCCUUUGCCAACGUCCAUGAUAUUGUUUACAUCUCUCUGAACUUCAUGCUUUAACUUUGUUGCAGUUGUUGUUGCUAUUUUUAGGUUAUAAAUUCGCGGUCGUUGAAUUUUCUAUAGAAUAUCCUUGUAAAUAAUUUCCUCAGCAAAUCAGUAUUAGCCUAGUAAUAGCGUUCAGAACAGCGUAUUUUAUUUGUUAGCAUUUAGAAAUAGACUUUUUAGAACUUUUACGACAUCUGCAACUGAUUUUUCCAGGUAUAUAUUGUUAACCAGAGCUUCACAAGGACCAGUCACCGCUGUAUACACCUCUUGAUGUUAUUGUGAAGAAAUGUUGACAGGAUUAAAGAAUAAAUUGAUAACGAAGUG